AUGGUGUUCUACACUGACUUUUUCUUCUCAAAUCCAUUUGCUGAGGUAGGUGGCCAAGACUUGGAGCCACCAGUGUUCCUGCCAGAACUUCUUGACACACCUGAAAGGAUCUUGAACAAUGCCACAUUCUUCAAUGGAGUCUUUCAAAAUGUGGAAAGCGUUGCAUUAUUUUUUGACUGCCUGGGUUCUCAUUUCACCUGGUUACAGUCCAUCUUCACUAACUUCCCUGCCCUGCUCAGCUUUGUGAACAAACUGAAGUGUGUCACUGGUUUUUGUCCCAGGGAUUUUGAAGACUAUGGUUGCUCUUGCCGGUUUGAGAUGGAAGGGCUCCCCGUGGAUGAAGCUGAUGACUGCUGUUUCCAGCACCGCAAAUGCUAUGAGGAAGCAGUGGAGAUGGAGUGCUCAUGGGAUCCAUCAAGGAUUUCUACAGACAUCAGCUGCUCUACUGAAAACCUGACCUGUGAGUCUGGGGAUCCCUGUGAGCAGUUCCUCUGCAACUGUGACAAAGAUGCCAUUGAAUGCUUUGUGAACUCACGUAUUAACUCUUCCUUGAAUGGGCUAGAUGUGUCCUUCUGUCCAGCUCUGGUUACAGAAACAACCAGCAAGAGAGAGAUGACAACAAUUCACAUGGAGGAGUUCCCUCAUCACAGGACUGACAAAAUAGAGGCUGCAACUGCAUCCAUGGAAGAAGUGAUUUCUUUUGAGCCCAAUGAAAUGGUUCUGGGGACUUCCAAAGCCACAGAAAAAGACAAACUUAUGGAAGCUGUGGUCCCAUUGCAAAAGAGAACCACCUCCCCAGCCUCCUUCCUGGGAGAUACUAACUCAAAGCAAGUCAAAAUUAUCCCCACUGAGAAGACUCCUGCAGGCACAUCUGCAAGGACAAAGGAAAAAGAGACAAGCCCUGCAAGGGGUGGACAGAGCACAGCUUCCUCUGGAAUAGCUCUGGAACUGGUGCUGUCUGACACAGGACCCCAUGGACCUGCAGGAAAAGUAUGUGAGCGAUUAACCUUUCUGCAAGAGGGAGGAAAUGGAAGAGGGAAGAAGGAGCUGCCCCAGCUAGGAGAAAUGCUGUUCUGUCUAACUGAGAGAUGCCCAGAGGAAUUUGAGUCUUAUGGUUGCUACUGUGGCCAAGAAGGAAGAGGUUAUCCUACUGAUGCACUGGACAGGUGCUGCUUCUCUCAUCACUGUUGUAUGGAACAAGUUAAGAAACUUGGAUGUCAUGCUGAAAGAAGUUCAAGAUCUGAAGUCCUAUGUUUCGAUCAUAAGCCAAAAUGUAUCGGUUGGAGCGUGUGUGAGAAACUCCUGUGUGCUUGUGCCAAGACAGCAGCCGAGUGCAUGGCUUCUGCCUUCUUCAAUGAAAGCCUGAAGUUUCCACACAGGCGGGAGUGCCAAGGGGAGAAACUAUUAUGUCAAAGAGACCCUUAUGAGAAGCCUUCAGCUGGCACAGAUAUAGACACAGGGACUUCCAGCUCUGAGGAGAGCAGUGAGGAGGAAGGACCACUGAGGAGUGUAUUAAGAAGAGGGAAGAGAGAGAUGCAUCUUCCCAUUGGAAACUCCAGAGGUGCAGCAUGA
Chaetura pelagica (chimney swift) is the source of this 1572-nucleotide messenger RNA. RefSeq names its product otoconin 90 (gene OC90). Gene Ontology annotation, cellular component: extracellular matrix. Lineage: Eukaryota; Metazoa; Chordata; Aves; Apodiformes; Apodidae. The coding region runs from base 1 to 1572 and encodes 523 amino acids. Gene Ontology annotation, molecular function: phospholipid binding; calcium ion binding. The record is from RefSeq and is a predicted model, not a curated record. The transcript has 14 exons. Gene Ontology annotation, biological process: arachidonate secretion; phospholipid metabolic process; lipid catabolic process.